AUGGGGUCUCCAGAGGGAUAUUCUCUAGCUGAUCGAGCCGUAGCAGCGGUUACGAAGCAACAGGGUCGCUGGGCUUUGCUUACUAAUAUGCAUCUCUGCCUACCCUACUUCCGCACUCUAGAUAGGAAACUUCCAACUCAUCCUCAAGGCAACUUCAAGCUCUUCAUCACGCUUGAUAUUGAGGCAUGCUCUGGCCAAGCUCUACCGGAUACCCUCAUGAAGUCGGCCCGGAUAUUGAUGUUCGAGGCGCCUACUGGUGUUAGACCAUCACUUCAGAGAAGCUACGCAGAGGUACUACUACCAGCGCGUGUCCAGAGGGGGCCAGUAGAACGGAACCGAUUACACUUCCUCCUGGCCUGGCUACAUGCCAUUGUAUUGGAAAGGGUGAGGUACGCUCCUGUUGGAUGGACCAAGGAGUUCGAUUUUUCAGAGGCUGAUCUAUCUUGUGCAGUUGAAUUGACUGAUAAAUGGUUAGAUGAGGCGCUUGAAGCAUCAUCGUCAUCAGAAGACAAUCCAACUAAGCGGAGGCUCAUCAAUAUCGAUCCGGCUAAGAUACCAUGGGAGGCUAUAAGGACCACCCUCAUCGAUGUGGUGUAUGGUGGACGGUUGGACAAUGAUACAGACCGUGAGGCUCUAACAUCAAUCGUGGAGUAUCUCUUCUCACCAAAGGCUUAUCAUAAGGAUUUCUUACUCAAUCCUGGUGCUGUGGAUGGUGAUGGGGUGCUGCUUCGUGUACCAGAUGCUCGUAAACGAGAGGACUUCCUAACCGUCAUCGACACCUUAUUCACAGGCAAACCCACACCUCAAUGGGUUGGGCUCCAGCCUGAGGUGGAGAAUUACUUGAAGGCCCGGAGAGCUGGUAGAUGCCUGGCUAUGUGGUUGCAACUCCGAUCUUUUGACGUUGACUUCUCUAUGAGGUUUGGUCGAAAACUAGCAUUAGCCCUUCAGAACGAUACAGAAGAUGCUCCGUUCAUCUCCCAUAAGCAUUUGAAGGAGAUACUCAGCCGGCAGGUUCGUGAGAUACGCUCUCUGAAUGACAUGGCCAAUAAGGAAUCCCAGGAGGCUAAUUCAAGCAAAGAGACCAUCAGAAUUAUGGACAGUCAUUUCUUUGCUACGAUGGACUCUGACGUAGAGGCUAUGCUUGCCUACAUUGGCACCAAACAAGAGGGUCUGGCCCGUAGUGUUGCAGCUCUUGUGGUUAGAGCUCAACAAGCUGGCUUGAUCGAUCAAGACAAUCAACCACCUAAUGGGAUGCUCAAUUCCACAUUGACCCAG
This is a messenger RNA of Perkinsus marinus ATCC 50983, 1275 nucleotides long. Its product is annotated as cytoplasmic dynein heavy chain, putative. Lineage: Eukaryota; Perkinsozoa; Perkinsida; Perkinsidae. Gene Ontology annotation, cellular component: dynein complex. The transcript has 9 exons. The annotation marks the transcript as partial. The record is from RefSeq and is a predicted model, not a curated record. Gene Ontology annotation, biological process: microtubule-based movement. Gene Ontology annotation, molecular function: dynein light intermediate chain binding; minus-end-directed microtubule motor activity; dynein intermediate chain binding.